GGAUUUAGUUAGGGGUAGAGCCGCGGGUCGUUGACAUCACAGCCAAGAUUUAUCCGUGCACCCACCACCUACGAAGCUGCCCGUCUGGCACCAAGACCCAAAACACGCCGAGGUUCAAUUGCGUUCAACCUCAACUUCAACACUUCAUCAUGCGGCACUUAGCGGCUCUCCUGCUGCUCAGCAAUGCAGCAAGCUCCAUUGCCGCGUCCGAGCCGGCUCGGCCUCGUGGUGUGGGACCUGAUUUCGCGAAGCACUACAAGGGCUCCAAAGACAUAUUCACCUGCAUCACAGCUCCCUCGGUCGUAAUCCCUUUCUCGAGCGUCAACGACGACUACUGCGACUGUCCCGACGGGUCAGACGAGCCAGGGACAUCAGCCUGCACGUACCUCUCGUCGCUGUCGCCCACCCAGCCCGUCCCCGGCACAUCCAGCGGCACCAGUAAUACGACUCUGGCGCUGCCAGGUUACUACUGCAAGAACAAGGGCCACCAGCCGGGCUACAUCCCGUCCAGCUACGUCAACGACGGGGUGUGCGAUUACGACCUCUGCUGCGAUGGUAGCGAUGAGUGGGCUGGUGUCGGCGGGGUGGCGUGCGAGGACAGGUGCGCGGCGAUGGGCAAGGAGUGGCGGAAGAAGGAGGAUGAGCGCGUGAGGAGCGCGAGGGCUUCGCUGCUGAAGCGCGGCGAGCUGCUUAAGCAGGCUGAGAUGCUCAGAAUUGGGAUCCAACAGCGGAUUGAUCAGUUGGAGGGCGAAGUCGUGACACUGCAAAUAAAGGAAGAGGAGGCAAGACGGCGGCUCGAGGAUGUCGAGUGGUCGGAGCGGAGCAAGGUUGUUAAGGGCGCGAGUGAGAAGGCAUCGAGAGUUACGGUUUUGGCCAAGUUGGCGAAGGCAAGGGUGGAGGAGUUGAGGAACAGCCUGACAAGCUUGAUUGAGAAGAGGAAUGCGGCGAAUUCGAGGGUUCAAAAGCUUGAGUCGAUUCUGGAAGCGUUUAAGGUAGAGUACAACCCGAAUUUCAACGAUGAAGGAGUGAAGCGCGCUGUCAAGGCUUGGGAGGACUACGUGGCCGAGAAGGACACCAGCUCUGAUUCCGAUGCGACCGGGUUUGAGAAGGACCUGGAGGAGAUUGGGAAGCCAGAUAGCGAGGAGCAGGGUAUCAACUGGGCAGAGUGGGAGAAGGAGGAGGAGGAAAGUGAUGUUGAAGCUCUCUACAGCUUUGAAGCCUACCUUCCCCCAUCCCUCCGUACCUGGGUCCACGACAAAGUUCGGUCCUUCCGUCGCACUCUUGUCGAUAAUGGUCUCCUUGCAGACACCACUGGCCCCGCCGACAGCGAAUCCCGCGCUGUUACUGAGGCCCGCAACGCAUACAACAACAUAAAGAGCGAUGGAGAGUCGAGACGAUCCGAGCUGGAGGACAAGAAAAACGACCUCAAAGCCGACUACGGACCACAGGACGUCUUCCGCGCCCUCAAGGGUAAAUGCGUUGACAUCGAUUCAGGCGAGUACACGUACGAGUUGUGCUGGAUGGACAAGAGCACGCAGAAGUCGAAGAAGAAUGGUGGGAGCACGCAACUGGGCACUUUCAAGAGAUUUGAUACCGUCGAGGUGGAUGAGGAUGUUGGCGCUGAUGGGAGGGGCCUUGGGGUUGGAGAGAGACUCUCGAUGGUAUUUGAGGAUGGAGCGCAGUGCUGGAAUGGGCCGAAGAGAAGCACCAUUGUCGUUAUGGCGUGUAGAGAGAAGGAUGAGGUGUGGCGGGUGGUCGAGGCGGAGAAGUGCGUUUACAGGAUGGAAGUCGGCACGCCUGCUGUCUGCAAGGACAGCGCUGGCGAGCAGAGAAAGCCAGUUAAGGACGAGCUAUAGUUGGAGGGAGAGCUGGGUUAUUUGGUAGUAUAGACAGUAUAAAAGAUGAGCAAUUGGCCUGUACCACGAAUAAAAUAUUAAAAUGC
Molecule: messenger RNA, 1942 nt
Organism: Pseudogymnoascus destructans
Lineage: Eukaryota; Fungi; Ascomycota; Leotiomycetes; Thelebolales; Thelebolaceae
Exons: 3
Coding region: 150-1856 (568 amino acids)
Biological process (GO): N-glycan processing
Cellular component (GO): glucosidase II complex
Source: RefSeq, a predicted model, not a curated record